Apis mellifera (honey bee) is the source of this 2105-nucleotide messenger RNA. Its product is annotated as p21-activated protein kinase-interacting protein 1-like. The record is from RefSeq and is a predicted model, not a curated record. Gene Ontology annotation, molecular function: protein binding. The transcript has 4 exons. Lineage: Eukaryota; Metazoa; Arthropoda; Insecta; Hymenoptera; Apidae. The coding region runs from base 110 to 1636 and encodes 508 amino acids.
ACCGGUAACGGUAGUCAUAAUAAUUGUCAUUGUAAGUUUAGACGCACGUGCAAAAGAUAUGAUUUUAUAAUUAUAAUAAUAUAACUUAUAUAUAGUAAAUACUUCAAUCAUGCCAGAUUUAUUUGAAGUAAUUGUAGGAACAUACGAGCAAUAUUUGCUCGGUUACAAAGUAAAUAAUAUCGUUAAUGAAUAUAAAAUGGAAAAGACUUUCGCAACUCAUAGUCAUAGCAGUAGUAUACGUAGUGUUGCGAGUAAUAAAUAUUAUUUAGCUUCUGGUGGAGCAGAUGAUUCUGUUUAUUUAUAUGAUUUGCGUCACAGAGUAGAAUCAGGUAGAUUAAUACAUCAUAAUGAUACCAUCAAUUGCAUCGCAUUUACACCUGAAGCAUCUCAUUUAUUUUCAUGUAGUAAUGAUGGAACUAUAGCUGCAGUCCGAUGUGGAAAUUGGCAAUUGGAAAAACAUUGGCAAAAACCACAUAAAGGUUUAGCAGUUAAUACUUUAGCUAUUCAUCCAACAGGAAAAAUAGCAUUGUCUACUGGAGCAGAUGGUAUUCUUCGUACUUGGAAUCUAGUUAAAGGAAGACAAGCAUAUGCUAUAAAUUUAGUACCAAGAUUGAAAUUAGAUGCAAAAAAUGUAAAUGUUCUUAAAUGGAGUCCUAAUGGCGAAAAAUAUUUAAUGGCUGUGAACCAAAAAAUAGAUGUAUAUUCUGUAGAAUUAGCAGGAAUCGAUACUGAAAUUGAAUUUGAUUCAAAAAUUGUUUGUGUAGAAUUUUUACAAGAUGAUUUAAUUGCUGUUGGCUUGGAAAAUGGUCAAAUUAAAUUUUACGAUCUUGAAAAAUCCGUGCAAACUGUAGAAGCGAUUGCACAUGAUAUAAGAGUGAAAUGUAUGGCUUUCAAGAAGGAUUUAUUAGUUACAGCUUGCAGUUCUGGAGAAAUUAAACUAUGGAAAUAUAGCAAACACAAAUUAAAUAUGAUAAAAAAGGUUAAUUGUGGUGCUCGAAUUACUUGUUUAUCUCUUGCAAUGUUAUAUGAGAAUCUUGUGUUUGAUAAUAAAUUAUCAAAAGAGGAACAAAAAAUACAGAAAAAAGAGAAAUUUUCGUUUCGGCAGGAAGUUAUUAUUGAGAACGAAAGUGAUUUGGAUGAAACAAUUACAAAUAAUAAUAAUAAUAAUAAUGCUUCUCAAUUAUUGAAAAAAAAAUUAAAAAAGAAAAGAAGUAUAGAAGAAGUACAAAAUCCAAAUAUUCCAAAUAGAAAGAAGAACAAAUCGAUUAUAAAGAAAAAAAAGGCAGAAAAUGAUGUAAUAUUUGAGUUUACACCGAAAAAAAAAAGUAAAUUGUCGAAUAAUAAUGAUAAUUGCAAUUACAUUGAUGAUAAAAAUAAAAAGAAAGAAACUUUUUCAAGUAAGAAAAAAAAGAAACGCCUUAUAUCUUUAGAAGAAAAUAAUAAUGUAACUUCUAAAAAAACAAAUUGUGAAUUGACUGAAAAAAUUUUGAAACGGGAUAAUAUAACAUUCAAUCAAUCAAAAAAAAAAUCGAUAAAAUCAAAAGAAAAUGAUGAAGUUCCUGUGAAAAAAAGGAAAAAGGAAAUAAUUAUAAAAGAUAACGGAACGAAUUUAAAGAAAAGAAAAAAAAAACAAUGAAAUAAUGAAUUAUGCUGUUUCAAUUUAAAGAUAUUAUAUUUGCAUUCUGUACGAUAUUUACAGAAAAUAAAUUUUAUUAUAGAAAAUAUCUAAAAUACUAAUUCAUUUAAAUUAAAUAUUAUUUUUUAUAAAUCAGUCAAUAUUUAACUUUUAUUGUUUGCGUAUUUUUAUUAUAAAUAUUAUAUAAUACGCAAGACUAGUGAAUAAUGUUGAAGAAACAACAAGUUUUAAAUAAUGUUUGAUUAUAUACUCCAUAUAGAUUAAUUACCACAGAAUACAUUUUCGAGAUGGAUUCAUGGGACUUCCAUUCGGACAAUUCCAUGCUUUUGCGAAUUCCGCAUUAUUUGAUAAAGUUCCUAUAACUCUGAAAUGAUUUGGCGCAUGAACUCCUUGUAUCAAUUUAGAUUUUAAUGCCCCAUUUGUGUAAUUCCCACACCAAACCUAUGAAACAAAUACAUAUCUAUGAAUA